This is a messenger RNA of Linum tenue, 221 nucleotides long. The record is from the annotation of a GenBank genome assembly. NCBI's taxonomy places the organism in Eukaryota, Viridiplantae, Streptophyta, Magnoliopsida, Malpighiales, Linaceae.
CUUCCUUGAAUCUCUUUGGAUUCAAAUUUAUGCCAAUGACCCUGGAUGCACCCUCAGCAGCCUGAGGCCAAGGUCCAUAGCUCACAGACUGAAGAUGGCGACUGUGGAACCCUGUUUUGGUUUCCUCACAUUCAAUGUGGAUCCGUGUCCUGAACAAUAGGUCUUUUGUGGAUUUUUCCAGUUUUGGUGACUGAGGUUAUGUGGAAAGCUUCAUUGAGAGG